Molecule: messenger RNA, 6505 nt
Organism: Girardinichthys multiradiatus
Lineage: Eukaryota; Metazoa; Chordata; Actinopteri; Cyprinodontiformes; Goodeidae
Gene: mib1
Product: MIB E3 ubiquitin protein ligase 1
Exons: 22
Coding region: 645-3764 (1039 amino acids)
Biological process (GO): protein ubiquitination
Cellular component (GO): cytoplasm
Molecular function (GO): zinc ion binding; ubiquitin-protein transferase activity; protein binding
Source: RefSeq, a predicted model, not a curated record
CUAGUUGUUGCUCGUCUCUGAGGCUCCAACGAUGAUUGAGUAUAAUGGCGACGCGUAUACUCUGACUUGAGUCCAUGGAGCAGUGUGGAGCCAACAAAGGGAAGCCGUUGGAUCUUUUUUUUUUUUUUUUUGUGCACUUUUAAAGCAGCGAUAAGGAUAAGCAGCCACGAAAAGAAGAACAUUCGCCCUCAGUGACAAGGAGCCAGGAGAAAUUGUACAGUUAGCAUUGCUAUCUGUAGCAUUGUGCUCGCUAGCUUGCUAAGUUGAAGAGGUGGCUUUAAUGUGUGUGAACUGAAGGAGAGGUGAAAACUGAGAAGUUACAUUAAUGCAAAUUGGAAAUGUGUUUACUGUUUAGUAUUUCUGGAUAGUUUGGAUUUUCCUUUUCGGCAACAUCACCAAUCAAGUAUUGAUUUGUAGAUAACGUUAGCUUGUAGUUUUUAUAAAGGAUCCAGCACCCUCAUCGGGUUAGCGAGCAGGGUAGCUUUUGUUGAUUUUUUUUUUCUCCCCAGCUUCUUUCCUGUCUGGACUUGCUUUCACCUCAUUGGGAAACUGCCUACCCAGCCCUCUCAACAGCUUGCUAGCAUAAGGCUGCUAGCUCGCUAACUUGUAAGAAUUGUUGUGUUUUGUGCGAGCCCCUUUCGUAAAUGACCACCGGCAGGAACAACCGGGCGAUGAUGGAAGGAGUCGGAGCCAGAGUGGUCCGCGGACCCGACUGGAAGUGGGGGAAGCAGGACGGUGGAGAGGGACAUGUCGGCACCGUCAGGAGUUUCGAAAGUCCAGAAGAGGUGGUCGUUGUUUGGGAUAAUGGGACAGCUGCCAACUACCGCUGUUCUGGAGCUUAUGAUAUACGAAUAUUAGACAGUGCUCCAACAGGUAUCAAGCAUGAUGGAACCAUGUGUGACACCUGUCGUCAACAGCCAAUCAUUGGUAUUCGCUGGAAAUGUGCAGAGUGCACCAAUUAUGACCUCUGCACAACCUGUUACCAUGGAGACAAGCAUCACCUGAGACACCGAUUCUACAGGAUCACCACACCGGGCAGCGAGAGAGUACUUCUGGAGUCACGUCGCAAGUCAAAGAAAAUUACGGCCAGGGGGAUCUUUGCUGGCGGCCGGGUUGUUAGAGGAGUGGACUGGCAGUGGGAAGAUCAAGAUGGAGGCAAUGGGAGGAGAGGAAAGGUGACGGAGAUCCAGGACUGGAGUGCAGCCAGCCCUCACAGCGCCGCCUACGUACUUUGGGACAACGGGGCCAAGAACCUGUACAGGGUUGGCUUUGAGGGAAUGUCUGACCUGAAAUGUGUCCAGGAUGCCAAAGGAGGCUCGUUUUACAGAGACCACUGUCCUGUUUUAGGUGAGCAGAAUGGAAACAGAAAUCCUGGCGGUCUUCAGAUUGGAGACCUGGUCAACAUUGAUCUGGAUUUAGAGAUUGUUCAGUCCCUCCAGCAUGGCCAUGGGGGAUGGACUGACGGGAUGUUUGAGACCCUCACAACCACAGGCACCGUUUGUGGCAUUGAUGAGGACCACGACAUUGUGGUUCAGUACCCCAGUGGGAACAGAUGGACGUUUAACCCAGCAGUGCUAACGAAGGCUAAUGUAGUGCGCAGCGGUGAAGUUGCAGCCGGUGCAGAGGGAGGAAGCUCCCAGUUUCAUGUGGGAGAUCUGGUUCAGAUCUGCUACGACAUCGACCGCAUCAAGCUGCUACAAAGAGGGCAUGGGGAGUGGGCUGAGGCCAUGCUGCCUACCCUGGGCAAGGUGGGCCGUGUGCAACAGAUCUACUCUGACAGUGACCUGAAGGUCGAGGUUUGUGGGACUUCCUGGACGUACAAUCCUGCGGCUGUCACUAAGAUCGCCCCCUCCGGCUCUGCUGUCAGCAAUGCCUCUGGAGAGCGUUUGUCUCAGUUGUUGAAGAAACUAUUCGAGACGCAAGAGUCUGGAGAUAUCAACGAGGAGCUGGUCAAGGCAGCAGCUAAUGGAGACCUGGCUAAAGUGGAGGACAUUUUGAAGAGACCUGAUGUGGAUGUGAAUGGACAGUGUGCGGGACACACUGCUAUGCAGGCAGCCAGUCAGAAUGGGCACGUGGAUGUCCUAAAACUGCUGCUUAAACACAGCGUAGACCUAGAGGCUGAGGAUAAAGAUGGAGAUCGGGCGGUGCACCACGCAGCGUUUGGCGAUGAAGGCUCUGUCAUUGAGGUGCUUCACAGGGGUGGGGCUGACUUGAACGCCAGGAACAAGCGAAGGCAGACUCCGCUACACAUAGCAGUCAACAAGGGCCAUCUACAGGUGGUUAAAACCUUGCUGGAUUUUGGCUGCCACCCUAGCCUUCAGGAUUCGGAAGGUGACACACCUCUGCACGAUGCAAUUAGCAAGAAAAGAGAUGACAUGUUGUCGGUGCUGCUGGAGGCCGGCGCAGACGUCACCAUCACUAACAAUAAUGGAUUCAACGCUUUGCAUCACGCUGCCCUGCGAGGGAACCCCAGUGCCAUGCGAGUGCUGCUGUCCAAACUGCCGAGGCCGUGGAUCGUAGACGAGAAGAAGGACGACGGUUACACCGCGCUGCAUCUGGCCGCACUCAACAACCACGUGGAGGUGGCCGAGCUGUUGGUGCACCAGGGCAACGCCAGCUUAGACAUUCAGAAUGUUAACCAGCAGACGGCAUUACACCUUGCAGUGGAGCGCCAGCACACUCAGAUAGUUCGGCUUCUGGUGCGUGCAGAGGCCAAGCUCGACGUGCAGGACAAGGACGGGGACACGCCGCUUCACGAGGCGCUGCGUCACCACACACUGUCCCAGUUGCGACAGCUCCAGGAUAUGCAGGAUGUUAGCAAAGUGGAGCCCUGGGAACCCUCCAAGAACACAUUAAUCAUGGGCCUGGGCACCCAGGGAGCAGAGAAGAAGAGUGCAGCAUCCAUAGCCUGCUUCCUGGCAGCAAAUGGAGCAGACCUGACCAUUCGCAACAAAAAGGGCCAGUCCCCUCUGGACCUCUGUCCUGACCCCAGCCUCUGUAAGGCCUUGGCCAAAUGUCACAAGGAGAAGAGCAGCGGCCAGGUGGACACCCGUAGCCCGUCUCUGAACAGCAACAUCGAGUCUUUAGAGGAGUGCAUGGUUUGUUCGGACAUGAAGAGAGACACCCUGUUUGGACCCUGCGGACACAUCGCGACUUGCUCGCUCUGCUCGCCACGUGUCAAGAAGUGUCUCAUCUGCAAGGAGCAGGUUCAGUCCAGAACAAAGAUUGAGGAGUGCGUAGUCUGCUCUGACAAAAAGGCAGCUGUGUUGUUUCAGCCCUGCGGUCACAUGUGCGCCUGUGAGAACUGUGCCAGCCUCAUGAAGAAGUGCGUACAGUGCCGGGCUGUGGUGGAACGCCGCACCCCCUUUGUCCUCUGCUGCGGAGGGAAAGGUAUGGAGGAUGGUGCCGCUGAUCAUGAUGAUGAUGAUGAUGAUGAUGAUGAUGAUGACCUUAGGAGCUCUAACACUAUGGCGGGGGGAUCCCAGGAUCUUCUCCAGCCCAACAAUCUGGCACUAAGUUGGUCCAGUGGAAACAUCCCAGCCCUGCAGAGAGACAAAGAUAACACAAACGUCAAUGCUGAUGUACAGAAGCUACAGCAACAGCUUCAAGACAUCAAGGAACAGACCAUGUGUCCGGUGUGUCUGGACCGUCUGAAGAACAUGAUCUUCAUGUGCGGCCAUGGCACCUGCCAGCUGUGCGGAGACCGAAUGAGCGAGUGCCCCAUCUGCCGAAAGGCCAUCGAGCGUCGGAUCCUCCUUUACUAGACCUCCUCUUUUUUUUACCGCUCAUACGCCGACAACUCCCGCAAACGCCACAUCCACACCAGCUGCUGCCGAGUCAGCCAGCCACGUCUUAACGCUACACUAGAAAUGCUCUGUUUGCUGAUGUGUUUCAGAUGGAGCCUCUGUUACAAAGAAACUGAUCCGUUUUGCUGUUAUUUACUAUGUAUUUUUAGUGCAGCCUGACAGAUGCUUAUUUGGCAGAAAUCCUAUUUUUCUUCCACAAUCUUCUGUUCUCUGUGCAGUUUUCUGUCGUUUCCUUGAUUUUUCUUUCAGGCUCGGCUCAGGCCUCCUCUGGGUUUUUCCACAGACACAUUCAGAGCCGAUGACCCAAAGAGGGCUGUCUCUUUCCUUUUUCAUGUAAAGUUCUUAUGCAUGUGUCGCAGUGAGUGACAGCUGCUGUCACCUUUUACUGUAUUUUUAAAAUCUUUAUGCAAAUGUAUUGGUAUCAGAAGUUCCAGAUGUGGAUUAUUUCCUAACAGUAUGAAAGUUUUGAGACAAGUUGUUCUGUUUAGAGGUUCUGUGAGUUUUUUGAUGAUUUGUAUCCCGACAGUCCUCCGAGCAGGAGACCAAAUGGUUGGCAGUUUUGCACUAGAAACGCUGAAGAAACCAACUGUGUAGGUCCGCUUCAGCUCAGUGACAGAACAUGGACACUUUAAUCUGAUUGCCCACAGGUAGCACACGACACCCUGACCUUUGUUUACCGAGCUGUAAUGAUGACAGUGUUGCAACACUUUCGAGCUGUGCUUUGUGGACUUAAACACACUUAUUCAGCUUUCUGUCCUGUGAGCAGCCUGUGUUGUAACCUUUUUGCACACAAAUGUGAUGCAAACAUUUCUGGAGAGCAAGCGCCCUGACACAACUCCACAUUAAACUGUUGAAAUGCUAUUUAACCAUUCGACCAGUCUGUGCCAUCUGCUCCCAGAUGAUACGAGUUCAUCCCAAUAAAUUACUAUAUCAUUGCCAAGUUAAUUUAUUUCAGUAAUUCAAUUCAAAAAGUCAAACCUGUAUAUUAGUAACAUUUAUUACACACAGAGUGAUACAUUUUUUAAUGUUAAUUUAUAUUAACUUUGCUGAUUAUGGCUAAAAGCAAAUGAAAACCCAAAUUUCACAAAUUGCAACAUAAAAAAGGUUUUCUGUAGUAGAAAUUUCGGUCUACUGAAAAAAAGUGAAUUAUUGCAUCAGUGAUGCUUGGGAUGGAGAUAGUCAGCCUGGGGCUGUGCUGAGGUGUUAAGAGGUCCAGGGGUUUUAGUAGCUUGUCUGUACUGUUGGGUCUGCUGUCUCUCGUCCUCUUGACAGUACUCCAUAGUUUCUUUAUCGGGUUUCUGCUUCUUCAGCGUUGAUCUUUUGUGGCUUACCCUUUAAUUGGAGGGUGUCAGUGACUAUGUGCUGAGAAGUCUUCCCCAUGACAGUGUAGCCCAGAAGGUAACAUUUCUGUAUUAAAAGUCUAUUCUUUUAUUGGUCAUAUGUAAUGUUUAAAUUAUCUGAGAAACAGAUUUUUGAGUUUUUAUUUGCUAUAAGCCAUAAUAAUAAAAAUAAAUGACACAAAUGACACUCAUCCCUGUUGCUUGUGCACCAUUUUUCUACCACAGUUUUUCCUUCCACUCAACUUUCUAUUAAUAUGCUUGGUUACAGCUGUCUGUGAACAACUGUCUUCUUCAGUCAUGAACUUUGAGGAUUACCUUGCUUUUGGAGGACCUUAAUAACCUUAUGCUGAACAACUGUCAAAUAAUCCGUCUUCAAUAUGACUGUGUGGGCCAUAAAAUAACGUUUCUGUGUUUAGUUCAUUAUAUUCUAAUCUCCUCAGAAGCUUUAUGAGUUUUCAUUAGAAUUGAGCGCCUCAAAUAUAUUAGAGUAUAAUGAAUAUAAAAAUAAGCUUCACUUUUGGAAUUGAAUUACUGAAACACAUUUUUCAUAGUUAUUUUAAUUUGCUGAGAUGCACCCAUAUGUAUGGGGACUAGGUGCUCUUGAUCACACAUUAAUUUUUCAAAGAUUUAUUUAAGUGUUUCCCCCCUUUCUCAGAAUCAACAUUUAUUAAGCAUAGAGAGAACAAUCUAUAAGAAAGUGUAGAAUAAUUUAUUUUGUAUUUUUUCCCUAACGUUAGGAUUUAUAGGUGCCACUGCCUUCUGACUAUGUAGCCUCAAAGUCUCAGACAUUUUGCUUUGAUAUUCAUGUUGAAAUAUGUGAUGUUGACAAUAGCUUUAUAGCAGUUUUCAGUAUGUUUCUUUUUCAUGAAGUAAGUCUGUGUAAGUUCCUUUGCAUCAUGGGAAAAUAAAAUACAUUUGUGCUAAAGGUGUGAAACGACUUUUCCACAGUGUUUUAGUUUGGAGUCGGAUACUGUCUCCUUUUAGGAGUGGAGUUUGUCCCUGCGGGGACUGGGAUAACUGGCUCCCUGUGAUACGUGGGAAAUUUGCAACCACAAACGAGCGUUUUGUUUUGUUAAGACUCAAAACAAAGUUGUAUUUUUUUUCCUUUGACUAUGAUGAAACUUUUAAGCUAGAAGCACUAAUACGCUUUAUUGUAGUUUUGUCAUAUUAUGGUUAUAAAAACAUUUUCAAUUUAUUUUCAAUCUGUCCUGUUAGAUAUGUAUCAGUAGUGUUAUCUUUGGCAUGAAUGUUUGACAUAUGCAGUACGACUUGUACCACCUGGAAAAAAAACAUUUAGUUUGUAUUGCGAUCAAGUGCUUUUAAAAUGACCAUACAGCAGAAAUAAAGUCCUAAAUGAAC